AUGAUCUUGGGUUGGGGAUUGCCGGGAAUACUAGGAACAAGUGUGACUACAAAGAAUAAUUGGAGUAGGAUGAUUGUGGAAGAGCUGGCGAUGUCUUUAGCAGUCCCAUGCCUAGCAUCAAAAAAUUUCAUUAAUCUUCUCAAGCCUGCAAUUCAUGUAGCAGUUACAUUGUUAAAGCUGCCGAAGGUUCUUGAGUGGAUGAGAUCGGUGUUUGAUGAUUCUUGCAUAUCUGGCAUCAUUCAAAACCUUGCAGAAAAUAAUUUGAGCACAGAGAUUGUACUUUUAUUUCAAGCUCUAUUGAAGUCUGAGCCUGCAGAAAACAGAAGUACACUGACAACAGUCAAGAUGAAAGUGCAAAAGAGCAUAAAAAAUAAAAAGGCGGUCGCCAUCCUGGACGACAUGGGAGAAGUUUGUGAGUAUCUCAUUCUCUUGAUGUUAUCCGAGUCUUGUCUAGACAGGGAUUCUGGAGGAUUAAAUUUUGGGGACGAGAUUGUUAAAAGUAACAGAGGGCAGCUAAGAAAAUCAUUUAAUUUUCUUUAUUAA
Molecule: messenger RNA, 543 nt
Organism: Prunus armeniaca (apricot)
Lineage: Eukaryota; Viridiplantae; Streptophyta; Magnoliopsida; Rosales; Rosaceae
Source: the annotation of a GenBank genome assembly